AUGGAUAACUAUCCAUUUUUGGAUUCUCAAAUGAAUUCUGAUUUUAUGUCGGAAUUUUCUUCCUUUAUAAACAAAGUCGGUAAGGGUGAUUACACAGAUAAAUUUUCUACUGAUCAAAUAUUCCCAUCAUGCGACGAUAUGAUUGAUUGGGUUUGGAAGAUUGCAUUUCAGCUUGGAUUUGUGGUCGUCAUCAUAAGAUCUGACACAGCAACUGGUGAACCUGAAAGAAAGAUAUUCGUUGUGUUAGGCUGUGAAAGGAGUGGGAAAUAUAGGAAGUAUAAGCAAGACGUGAAACCUAGUGUGUCUGGCACGAGAAAAUGUGAGUGUCCAUUUAAGUUGAGGGGUAAACCUAAAGGACACAGUUGGGUGUUAAAGGUUAUGUGCGGUUAUCACAACCAUGAAUUAGCCGAGACUUUGGUUGGUCAUCCUUAUGCGGGGAGGUUAAAUGCUGCUGAACAGUCAAUUCUUAUUGACAUGACUAAGAGUCAAGUUAAACCCUCAAAUAUUCUUUUGACUCUUAAAGAACAUAAUGAAGAUAAUGUGACAACUAUAAAACAAAUAUAUAACGCGAGAUACACUUACAAACGAUCUUUUAGAGGGUUGAGAACUGAAAUGCAACAGUUGAUGAUGUUGUUAGAUAGAGACAAAUACAUCCAACAUAGUAGAUGUUUGGAAGAUUCUGACGUAGUAAGUGACCUAUUUUGGACACAUCCUGAUUCAGCGCACCUGGUCAAUUCAUUUAAUAUUGUGUUCUUAAUGGAUACGACGUACAAGACAAACAAAUAUCGUCUUCUGUUGCUUGAGAUCGUUGGAGUCACGUCCACUGGUUUGACAUUCACAGCUGCCUUUGCAUUGCUUUCAAGUGAACGCCAACAUAAUUUCACUUGGGCAUUGGAAAUGUUUAGACGAUUACUAUUGACAACAGAGGGCGGUCCACGCGUUGUUGUCACUGAUAGAGACAUUGCUUUGAUAAAUGCCAUUACCAAUGUCUUCCCUGAGACAUAUCAUAUGCUUUGUACAUUCCACAUUAUGAAGAAUGUGAAAGCCAAAUGCAAGAUGUUAGUGGAUAAUGCUGAGGCAUGGGAUGGGUUGAUGGUUGAGUUUGCGCACUGGAACCUGAAGAGAUUAUUGGGGUCUAGUAUGGGAGACCUAUGCUCGUAUUGGGAUGCUAUGCAUAAUGUCAUUGUCCUACAACAUAAUAAGAUCAGAGCGUCCUUUGAAAAAAGUAUUAACUUAAAGAGUGAUGCUUAUAAAGCACUGAGAUAUAAAAGACUUGUUGGACGUGUUUCACGAUACGCUCUUGAACUUAUUGCUGAUGAAGUACAACGAGUGAAUAAAAUAGGUUUGGACAGUGCUCGUUGUGGAUGCAUUUUGAGCUCAACGUAUGGCCUACCAUGUGUUUGUAUUUUAGCACGAUAUGAGUCUGGAAUGACUCCUCUUGGUGAAAUACAUGUUAUCUGGACCCGUUUAAGCAUUUCAAGAACUGUGUCUACUGAAUCGCUUCCAUAG
Vigna radiata var. radiata (mung bean) is the source of this 1509-nucleotide messenger RNA. RefSeq names its product protein FAR1-RELATED SEQUENCE 5-like. Gene Ontology annotation, molecular function: DNA-binding transcription factor activity, RNA polymerase II-specific. The transcript has 2 exons. The record is from RefSeq and is a predicted model, not a curated record. NCBI's taxonomy places the organism in Eukaryota, Viridiplantae, Streptophyta, Magnoliopsida, Fabales, Fabaceae. The coding region runs from base 1 to 1509 and encodes 502 amino acids.